AAUUAAAAUUAAAACAAAAAAAGUCAUAGUUGGGGUCUUCUUUCUUCAUAAAUACCUGCACCUUCCUCUAUCAUCACACAACUCAUCACUUUUUAGCACUUCUUUCUCUCAAAGGAAAGAAGUGUUUUUCUUCUUCUUUCCAAAACUCGCAACUUUCUUUUCAUUAACAUUCUCAAACAUUCAAGAAAACAAAUUAAAAUGGCCAUCAGAAAAUCAAACAAGUUGUCACAAGCUGCAGUUUUAAAGCAAAUCUUGAAAAGGUGUUCGAGUUUGGGAAAGAAAAAUGGCUAUGACGAUGAAGAUGGCCUUCCCAUUGAUGUGCCCAAAGGUCAUUUUGCUGUCUACGUAGGAGAGAAUCGAAAACGAUAUAUUAUACCAAUUUCUUUCUUAAGUCACCCUCAGUUUCAGUCCCUUCUCCGUUGUGCCGAAGAGGAGUUUGGGUUCAAUCACGACAUGGGCAUUACUAUUCCUUGUGAAGAAGUCGUUUUCCGAUCAUUAACUAAUUCCAUGCUGCAGUAGAGGAGAACUGUUGAAGGGAAACUUUGGCGUAACUGGUAAAGUCAGGAGUUCACGGUUCAAUCCGUAAACUCGGUCUCUUACAAAAAAAA
Messenger RNA from Nicotiana tabacum (common tobacco), 608 nucleotides. Its product is annotated as protein SMALL AUXIN UP-REGULATED RNA 12. Lineage: Eukaryota; Viridiplantae; Streptophyta; Magnoliopsida; Solanales; Solanaceae. Gene Ontology annotation, biological process: response to auxin. The record is from RefSeq and is a predicted model, not a curated record.